UUUUUACCCCUCCCCUUCUCCCUCUCUACUCUCUCCCCAGGCCUGGUGCCAUCUAAUAAUCACUACUCCAUCGUCGACCUUUAUACCCACCCUUUUUUACAGUAAUCCAAUUCUUUGUGGCCGGUCCACUUCAACGUAAUACACAGUUCUACUUGCUCGAAACGAACUUUCAAACUCACAACGACAACGCAAUACUCGCAAACCUCGACGAAACUCUCAACACACACAGCUUCAUCAGCAAUCUUGACGUCUAUCCAUUAGUUUGGCAUUGGACGAAUUGAAAGAAACGAUUACAUCAUAAUAUCAAUCUUUAAAACAGAAAGAAAGAAAUAAAAUCACAAUGGCCGCUAUCCAGCUCAAUUUCACUCUCCGCACCUCCUCCAACUGCAAAACCGUGCACUUGCUCGGUUCCUGGGAUGGCUAUCAGGGUCAGCUCCCACUUUCCAAGGAUCCCAAGAAGUCCGGUGGCUGGGUCGGAUCAUUCAAGUUCCAAGGACAGACUCUGAAGCAGGGACAGCGUUACUGGUACUACUACAUCAUCGACGGCUACCACGUCUCGCACGACCCCGCCAAGGAUCACACCACCGAGCCCACAACUGGCCGCAAGCUUAACAUCAUCGAUAUCCCGGCUGCCAAAUCGACCUCAAAGACAACUACAUCCAGCUCAGACCGCAAAUCACGCCGCGUCUCGACCGCUUCCAUUCCCAAGGGCCGCGGCCUUAGCCCAGAGCGUAUCGUCGCACCAAAGCCACAACGCCCACACGAGACGCGCCAGGUUAUCAACACUCAGUACGACAAGACAACACUUGAGGACCUCAACCGCCGCUUCGCCAAGCAGCAAAUCGCAGAGUCGUCCGACGAAUCAGACUACGACUCUGACGAAGGCUCCGAUGUUCCCUCGCUCACUAGCCGCUCCACAAACAGCUCCAGCCCAUCCAGUGUGAGCUCUGGUAGCUCAUGCUGCACUUGUGAGCGCUACGGCAUUACGCGCGCUGGUGACCGUGUCAAACUCGACUGUGGCGGAGCUCGCUGCGGAUACUCCGACGAUUCAUCUGACUGCUCCUCUGAGGACGAGUACGUGUACGAGGAGAAGACCACCCGCCGCCAGGGUGUCGUCAUCCGCACCUAAGUGCAUCCCGGUGUCUAUCUGGAUACCAUUGUGCCGACGUCGUCACCUGCACCCCUACAUUCUUCUUUGCAGUGUGCCGUUGCGUCAUUUUCAACAUUUUUCUUCUGUGCAUAUUAUGAUUACGAAUCUUCUUUCUUACCUUGUCUAUCAACGACAAUCAGCCUCGUAUUUGCAGGCUGGUCUUCCGCUCUUUUGGGUAUUUAUGACGGGUUAUUGCUGCUGGUACUGGGGCUUCCCAUGGGUUUACGGAUGGGUAUGACGAGGCAACUGCCUGCACCUUAUGACAAUAGCUUAACAAGCUGAUCAAGGACCAUCACGACGCUGAUGUCCACAUUGUGCCAAUGCACGCUCAUGUAGGAACACUAUAGUUUAUUGAAUCUACAAAUUCGCAUGGGCUCGUGCGCGGAAAAGAUACCCUAGCAUUCGAGAUACUUUUCAUGAGUGAUCACCCGGUUUGA
Messenger RNA from Alternaria alternata, 1587 nucleotides. RefSeq lists its product as hypothetical. Lineage: Eukaryota; Fungi; Ascomycota; Dothideomycetes; Pleosporales; Pleosporaceae. The transcript has 3 exons. The coding region runs from base 341 to 1129 and encodes 262 amino acids. The record is from RefSeq and is a predicted model, not a curated record.